Messenger RNA from Klebsormidium nitens, 504 nucleotides. The record is from the annotation of a GenBank genome assembly. NCBI's taxonomy places the organism in Eukaryota, Viridiplantae, Streptophyta, Klebsormidiophyceae, Klebsormidiales, Klebsormidiaceae.
AUGACAGUCUGGGGCGCCCUUCUAAAAGUCCCCUCUCGCUACGCAUCUUACGAGCCGCCAGGGGGGUGGUGGAAUGACGAGCGUCGGUUGCACCUGACGUCCGUCACUUGUACUGCUUCCGCCGGCGCCAAGGCGUCUCCCCGGAACCGGAACAUGGCGGAACUGUUGGCGGAGAUGCCGCUUUGCGAGCUCCAAGUUGCAGAUCCGGGGUUUGGCAAAGAAAAGGCCGCCACGAGCUAUCCCAGGGACCGUCCAUUUGCUGAGCCGGAGGAGCUGUUUCAGACGGUGUGUCUACUAGGCAAAGGGCGCACUUCCUGCCAGCCGAACCUGAUCUGCGGACCGGGGAGCAUGUUCCAAGUGGUCUGGUCGGACGAUAAUGAGAAGCCUGGUCAUGAUUACAAAGUCCACGUUGUGGGACACGAGCUCACAAUCAAAAAGAGAGACAGAACGGACAAGACUGUGACAAGACUUGCAGAUCCGCGGCGGAACAUUCUUCUAGGGUGA